UAUGCUACUCUGUUUGUUCUGGUCCUGGGCCGCUGCACUCCUCCUCUGGUGUUUUCUGGAUUGUACUCAGCUGCUUGCCUUCGUCCAUCCAGCCUCCGUUGACUCGUCCCGCCUGCCGUCUCUGGAGUUGAAGCUGGAUUGGAAGAGACCAAAGUACAGUCCAAUCAUGAUGCCAGCUGCUUCUCAAAAGGCUCCUUCAUCUGGCAGUACUUCUUCUGAGGGGAAGUUGAGCUUCAGCAGAACUUUGGAGAUGUGUUCCAGUGGUUGGUGGAUGUGUGAGGAGAUAGAGAGGGACCUUUGAAUUGUUCAGAAAGGAAACGAGGGAACCCAUUGGUAGUUUUAGCAUAGGGUGCUACUGCGGUGUGUUUUGGGGUUUUAAGAGGUGAACAUGAAGAGUUUUUUUUCAUAUUGAUCUUUUACUUUGUUCCUGGUUGGAAUGCCCAUCAAUGUCAAGGAUCAGACUCACCAGGCUGGACUUCUCUUCACCACAUUGGAUCCAGAAGCCUCAGAGAUCAGGAGGUGGUCUCAGCUGGUGUGUGAGUCUGUGACGCCCCCUGCUGGAGCACCGGAGCAGCGCAGCCUCGUCACCUCCGGCCGCUCAGGUGCUGAUUUGCCGGAAUUACAAAGGCGAUGUGGACAUGGCCGAGAUCGACCACUUCAUGCCUUUGCUCAUGCAGCAUGAAGAGGAGGGACUUCUCUGCCCUGUGAUAUCCCACGGCAACGUUCACUUCAUGUGGAUCAAACACAGCAACCUCUACCUUGUGGCCAUGACAAACAAGAACUCCAACGCCUCCCUCGUCUACUCAUUUCUCUACAAGCUAGUCGAGGUGUUCACAGAGUACUUCAAAGAGCUGGAGGAGGAGAGCAUUCAGGAUAACUUUGUGGUCGUCUAUGAGCUGCUGGAUGAGCUAAUGGACUUUGGAUUCCCUCAGACUACUGACAGCAAGAUCCUUCAGGAAUACAUUACUCAGGAAGGUGCCAAGCUCGAGGUGGCAAAGACCAAGGUGCCGACCACCGUCACCAACGCUGUCUCCUGGCGGUCGGAGGGCAUCAAAUACAAAAAGAACGAGGUCUUCAUUGAUGUCAUCGAGUCCAUCAACGUACUGGUGAAUGCUAACGGCAGUGUGAUGAGCAGCGACAUCGUGGGCAGCAUCAAGCUGAAAACCAUGUUGUCUGGGAUGCCUGAGCUGCGGCUGGGCCUCAAUGAUCGAGUGCUUUUUGCCCUCACAGGACGUGACAAGGGGAAAACGGUGGUGAUGGAGGAUGUAAAGUUCCAUCAGUGUGUCCGGCUGUCACGUUUUGAGAAUGAUCGUACGAUCUCCUUCAUUCCUCCAGACGGGGAAUCUGAACUCAUGUCCUACCGCAUCAACACUCAUGUAAAACCUCUGAUUUGGAUUGAAUCCAUCAUCGAGAAAUUCUCUCACAGUAGAGUGGAGAUCAUGGUUAAGGCAAAAGGACAGUUUAAGAAACAGUCUGUGGCAAAUAAUGUGGAGGUGAGGGUCCCUGUUCCCAGUGAUGCCGACUCGCCAAAGUUCAAAACCAGCACGGGCAACGCAAAAUAUGUGCCUGAGAAGAACCUGGUGGUGUGGACCAUCAAGUCUUUCCCUGGAGGGAAAGAGUUUCUCAUGAGAGCCCACUUUGGUUUGCCCAGUGUGGAGAAUGAUGAGUUGGAGGGUAAACCUCCAAUUACUGUCAAAUUUGAAAUCCCAUACUUCACAGUCUCAGGAAUACAGGUGCGGUAUAUGAAGAUCAUAGAAAAAAGUGGAUACCAGGCUUUACCCUGGGUCCGCUACAUUACACAGAGUGGAGACUACCAGCUGAGGACCAAUGUGUAGAGCCUAAGGGGAUGUUUUAUUAUGUAUUCCUCAUGUCCAGGACUUCCAGAGGAGCAUUAAUGAUCACUUUCACUAGACUAAACGAAUGUCUUUAAAAUUUCAAUGUCAAUGAUCGUGUUUUAUGAAAAACCUGUGUGAAACUUGACUUUAAUGUUUCUAUUGUGUGCAAAUUAUUUAAACGCUUAAUCACAGUAUUCCCUAAAUAAAAGUUGUCAUCAGUAACA
Molecule: messenger RNA, 2059 nt
Organism: Acanthochromis polyacanthus (spiny chromis)
Lineage: Eukaryota; Metazoa; Chordata; Actinopteri; Pomacentridae
Gene: ap1m2
Product: adaptor related protein complex 1 subunit mu 2
Exons: 13
Coding region: 639-1835 (398 amino acids)
Biological process (GO): vesicle-mediated transport; intracellular protein transport
Cellular component (GO): clathrin-coated vesicle; clathrin adaptor complex
Molecular function (GO): clathrin-cargo adaptor activity
Source: RefSeq, a predicted model, not a curated record